Molecule: messenger RNA, 171 nt
Organism: Protopolystoma xenopodis
Lineage: Eukaryota; Metazoa; Platyhelminthes; Monogenea; Polystomatidea; Polystomatidae
Source: the annotation of a GenBank genome assembly
CCCAUUCCAGUAAUCCGCCUUCGUCUCAUGACUCAUCCCAAGUUUAAAAAGCCCAGUCCAGCCGAAACCAAGCCGAAACCGAGCCGAGCAGUGCCUGCCAAAGAUCAGCAUAUCGAUUGGAGCCUCAGAGAGAUGGCUCACAUUUUUCACGUGCGCACCACGCAAAUUUGA